This is a messenger RNA of Brenthis ino (lesser marbled fritillary), 3318 nucleotides long. The record is from the annotation of a GenBank genome assembly. NCBI's taxonomy places the organism in Eukaryota, Metazoa, Arthropoda, Insecta, Lepidoptera, Nymphalidae.
AUGUAUGUUCCGGAUCAUCUUAGAAGGAAGGAAGCUAGAGAUGCUAUGUAUCGCAGCAAUUCCAGUCUUGACUUGAUAUAUGUUGAACACCCUGCAGGUAACGGCUUACGGCGUGAAUAUGGAAGCCAUGGGUCAAUUGACGUGAUUAGUGGCACUAGUGAGCGGUUCCCCGCAAUGGUACACAAUUAUAGUGUUUUAAACGCGCCUGAUAAGCCAUCAGGAUUGAGCCGUGUAAGUGAUAGAUUCUCUGAAGUCUUAGCAAGUGACCAUGCUGAUGGACCUACACCAAGAGCCAGUGUGAGCCCAAAGCCACGCCUGAAAUUGAACAAAUUGUGGGGUGGUGCUACUCCAGCCAUAGCAAGAUCUGAUGGUGAUGGAAUAAUAUCGUCAUUAAAUGAAGCAAAUAAAAGAAAGCAAUUUGCACACUAUGAUUGCCAGUCACUUAUGGCUAAUUUGAGUUAUGCUGCUGAAAUUCGUGGUGCACUACUCAGUAGACGUCGAAACACUACUACUGGAGCUUCAGCUGCAUCCUUGCUUGCUACCCGUGGUUUACCACCAGGAGAAGAUGCCGUGCCAGAUACUGGGGAUGGUCGUUCAAAUGAAUUACUUGAGAGUUGUCCAUUUUUCAGGAAUGAACUGGGUGGUGAAGAAGAACGUUGUGUAUCGCUUUGCGCUCGUACGGCGCGAGGUGCUAUUCCAGGUCAGUUUGGAGGAUGGCAUCGUCCCAAAGCGGCUUACGGAUUCUCAGUCUUGGAAUUCCCUCCUGGACAAACCCAUUGGCGCAAUGGAUGCCCUUUCAUAAGAUCAAGUUCACCAUUUCCAAUCGAAAGUCAGGAUCUGGGCGCGUUGUACUACCGCAAUUAUUUUUACACACAACCUCAUCAAAAUUGGUUUGGAAUGGACGAAAAUUUAGGACCAGUGGCUAUUUCGAUAAAGAAAGAACGUGUAGAAUUGCGUCGUGGAGGUGGCGACGCCUCAGCACCAGCAUCACAACUUGCUUGGCAAUAUCGUCUCAUUAUACGGACCUCGGAACUACUUACGUUAAGAGGAUCUCUACUAGAAGAUGCUUUACCAACUGUCAAACCAAGUAACAAUAGCGCAACUUAUAACACUAAAGAAGUAUUGGAAUACGUCGCACCUGAAUUACAGCUUAGUUGUUUAAGAUUGGGAGUUACGAAUGGAGGUGCUGAAGAACAACUUUUACGGUUAGAUGAACAACGUGUAACAAGACACUAUAAAGUAGGAGUGAUGUAUUGUAAAAGUGGACAGUCUACUGAGGAGGAAAUGUACAAUAACCAAGAAGCUGGGCCAGCAUUUGUUGAGUUCCUACAAAUGUUGGGGCAAACUGUACGAUUAAAAGAUUUUGAUAAAUAUAAAGCCGGUCUCGACAACCGAACGGACUCUACUGGUCUAUAUUCAGUGUAUACUACGUACCAAGGCUGCGAAAUCAUGUUCCACGUUUCAACAAUGCUUCCAUAUACACCGAACAAUCGUCAGCAGUUGCUAAGAAAGCGACACAUCGGGAACGAUAUAGUAACAAUUGUCUUCCAAGAACCGGGUGCAGCGCCUUUCACGCCGAGAAAUAUUAGAUCUCAGUUCCAACAUGUUUUUGUAGUUGUAAGAGUGAUAGAUCCGUGUACGGAGAACACACAUUAUAGUAUAGCUGUAAGUCGUGCAAAAGAAGUGCCUUUAUUUGGUCCUCCUAUCAAAGAUGGAGCUGUUUAUCCGAAAGGAGAAGCGUUUACUGAUCUUCUUUUAAGUAAGGUUAUUAAUGGAGAAAAUGCUGCCAUCCAAUCGCCAAAGUUUAGUACGAUGGCGACGCGCACUAGACAAGAGUACCUGAAGGAUUUAGCUAAGAACUAUGUUACUGCUACAACUACAGAUACUGGGCAGAAGUUUUCAAUAUUCUCAUCGCUGUUAAUGAAAAGCGGCAGCAACUCGAACAAUAACAACAAUAUAGUGCCACGUCUAGAAGAUUGCACCAACGAUGUCUUGGUCGGUGGUGCUCUUUGUUAUCAUGUACAAGUCCAAGAUGAGGGCUCUGGUGGAGCAACACUGGAUUGUAUCAUGGGUAUAUCACCAGACUCCGUGGUCAUUGUGGAGGAAAACUCUAGACAAAUUGUUUUAGUGCUUCCAACAAAUACUUUGCUAGGCUGGGUGUCGAACGGGUCGUGGACGCGCAUGUACUACCACCGCGGCGAGAGCGUGCGCGUGGCGGGCGCGGUCGCGCUGCUGCGCCGCCUGGCCAGCGUGGCGCCGCCGCACGCGCACGCGCUGGCCGAGCUCGCGCUCGAGCGGGGGGCUGCCUCGCAACUGGGUUUCCACGUGCAACCCGACGGUCUGGUGACACAGGUGGAGGGCGGCGGCGCGGCGGCGCGCGCGGGCGUGCGGCGCGGCGCGCGCCUGCUGGAGGUGUGCCGCGCCGCCGUAGUGGCGCUCCCACACGACCACCUCGUCGAUCUGCUGAAGACCUCGGAUCCUGUUACUAUGCGGCUGACAUUCGCGAGCGCGCGUUGCGAGUGCCAGAGCGCGUGCGGCGAGGCGUGGGCGCAGCAGCCGGCGCGCCGCCGCCUGUCGCCGCCGCGCUCCGACACCUCGGGCUACGGAACUGGUGGUUCAGGCCGCAGCACCACAUCGGGAGGCAACGCGAACAGCGGCGUGGAAGUGAGACGGCGCUCGCACGAGGACGCGUCGCCGCGACACUCGCGCCGCCCGCACUCCGCCGCGCACUCCUCACUCACGGAAGAGCUUAUGCGUCUAAUGGACGCAGAGCUCGGAGACAGGAGCAACCAAAGCGGAAACACAACGGGGAACACCACCGUAAACAGCACCGGUAACGUUACCAGUAACACCACGGGGAACGUUACCGGGAACAAUACGGUCAUUGCGGGUGCGCCGCUGCCGCUGCCCGACGCGUCUGCACUGGACUGGGCGACGCUCGUACACACCGCGACACGCGCCAUGUUACAGAUUUGUGAAGAGCACCAGUAUCCAUCAAUGGACAACUCGGACCCCCCACCUGAUUCGACAACAGAAGUUGGUCUUGAUAACUGGUCUGAAAUCCCUACGAGCGAGUCGCAGAGCCCCGCGGGCGCGGCGGGCGCGGGGGGGGCGGGCGCGGCGUGCGCGUGCGGGCUGGGCGCGCGCGUGGCCGCGCUGGAGGCGGAGGCGGCGCGCGCGCAGCGCACGCGGCGCGCGCUGGAGGACGAGCUGCGCCGCCUGCGCCGCCACAACGCGCGCCUGCGCGACGAGUCCGCGCGCGCCGUGUGCCAGCUGCGACACUUCACGCACUGGCUCAAGCGCACCGUCGACAGACAG